AUGGAAGAAGACAAGUCGGCACAGAGCAGAACAGAACUGUAUUCACGGUUGGAGGCGGUGCUUGGAGCAGGAGGUGCAUACAAAAUCCACCAUGUCUCGACUCGGCCGACCAAGUCAGACGCUCUGUUCGCUGCUCCCCCGGCUACAAGGCCGCAACGCACCAAAUGCGAAUCGCACUUUCUCACCAUCUCCGUCGCUUCUCCUUCUUCCACUUCCACCUCUCAGUCCCAGUCCGCCCAUGUCUUCGUCUUCGCCAUCGAAGUCCUUGUCUACACGACUUCCUCCCUGACGACGCUAUUCGUUUCCAAGGCCGACUCGACUGGUUACCUAUCCUCGUCACUCACCAAAUCACCCCAGUCGCCCAUCCGCCCACUUACUUCGACUUUUAUAACAUGGCUCGCUGAGACCAGACGAAGACCUGGCAUCCCGCUUGUCGUUUCGCUCUUCGCCAGAGCCCAGGACCAGUACCUCUUUCCCGGCAGUGUUGAUCAUGGCGCAAAGCAUGUCCUGGAUGACCGUCAACUUGUCAAGUGGUGGUGCAAGACCCUCGACCCUGUUCUAAGACACGAUGCUACCGAUGACUACACCACUCGCGCUCAUGUCAUCGUCCCUGGCUUCGACUCUUACGAGACCACCCAAUUCUUCCCUCCUUCGUACCGCUCCGAUCCACCUGACAAUCGCAAAUGGCGACAUGGCCAUCCGCUUCUCGAAAUCGCCCCCAACCCCUCCGCGCCACCUCGCUGUCUCGUCCCACACUUUCCUGACGACCCCAAAGCCCGCUACCUCGACGAACUCGAUGCUGAAAUACCCGACUCGCAGCCUUCCCAAUCCUGGUUUUCGCCCUCUAAGAAAGGCAACGGCAUGUGGAAGAGCAUCAGGACUUUGGAUCAGUUUUGGGAUACCAUGGCUUUCAGACAAGAGUGUUCCUCUGGACGAAUGGUUGGCUUCAUCUGGCUAGUCUUCACACCCACACAACCCACCAUCCAGUCAUUGGAAGACUCUGUCACAGACCUCACACCAGCUACUUCGUUCAACGCAGAUGAUUUGCUUGGAGCAGACCAAAUCUUCUCGAGCCAGGAAAGCCUUGGUCAAGCCGCCGAGACCACAAAGUCGAGUCCGCGAAAGAAUCCAAGGAGAAAGAAGCUAUCAGGGCCAAUCAUACCCCGCCAACCGAAGAUCAAAUCAACUUCUUCGAACCUGUCAUCACAGUCUUUCAAGUCAAGUACCAAAGAGUGGCCAGAGAAGGGUCGUGGUCAGAUCUUGCUGGAUCACGCAUCUUACACCAGAGUCCAUGAUUUGCUGUUACGGCUGGACUUCUCGGAUAUUCAUGCCGCGACUAGUAGUACUCGCAAAUGGCUGGGCGAAGUCACAGCAGUCACGGCUCCUGCUUCAGAUUGGGGCAAGNNGGAAGUGAUUGGCUCGCACGAGGUCGCAGAAAGGACGUCUACCACUGGNGGAGUGCCAAUAAAUGUACCUGGUCAAGUCAAUGACUUGUCCAGCAUGUUGGUUCGCAANAAGAGGAAGAAUGCUGAUGAUGCGACUCAAGCAUCGGCCCCUGCCGAGCCACCCACUGUCAAUGUCCUGGGUGCUGGCAUGGUUCGCAANAAGCCAAAGGUCAACAAUCCUUGA
Aureobasidium musti is the source of this 1629-nucleotide messenger RNA. Lineage: Eukaryota; Fungi; Ascomycota; Dothideomycetes; Dothideales; Saccotheciaceae. The record is from the annotation of a GenBank genome assembly.